ACUACAACACACAAGUCUUUGAGAGGCCCAAGAGGUGGAAUGAUCUUCUUCAAGAAAGAUCCGGUUCUUGGGGUUGAUCUAGAAUCUGCCAUCAACAAUGCUGUUUUUCCAGGUUUACAGGGUGGUCCCCAUAACCACACUAUUGGGGGCCUUGCAGUUUGCUUGAAGUAUGCACAGUCCCCAGAAUUUAAGGCUUACCAGAAUAAGGUGGUCUCUAAUUGUAGGGCUCUUGCAAGCCGAUUGACUGAACUUGGGUAUAAACUAGUUUCUGGUGGAAGUGAUAACCAUCUGGUUCUUGUGGAUCUACGGCCUUUAGGUAUUGAUGGAGCUCGAGUGGAGAAAAUUCUUGACAAGGCUUCUAUUACCCUUAACAAGAAUUCAGUACCCGGCGAUAAAAGUGCUGUAGUGCCCGGUGGCAUUCGCAUUGGAUCACCUGCCAUGACAACAAGAGGAUUCACUGAGAAAGAUUUCAUAGCUGUUGCAGACUACAUUCAUGAGGGUGUGCAGAUAACAAUUGAUGCUAAACGCGCAGUCUCAGGAUCAAAGCUCCAAGAUUUUAUGAAGUUUGUAGCUUCACCUGAAUUCUCCCUAAAGGAUCGAGUGUUGGAUCUGCAGAGAAGAGUUGAAGCUCUUACCACUCAGUUCCCAAUGCCUGGAGUAUAACUUGUAUAGAAGGAAAUGCAAGCUUAACUUGUCUGUGCAACUAUUUCAAGGGAGCUUGUGGAUGACAACUUUUAGGUUUGGCAUGUAAAAUCAUAAAUUAGCAUGCUCUUUGCUAAAUAUUCAUCUUCAAUUUUGGUCUUGUGUGAAGAUGAGAAUUAAAUGACUAGUUUUCUCCUGGGGAAUUAUUUAGGGGGCUUGAAUUAGGGAUCCACACCUUUGUAGAGCCCUCUCUGGGUUGAAGUUUUAUGAUCCGAACCCUUCCAACACACUUUAGACUGUUAUCCCAAUCAUCAUUCCUCAGCUGAACGAGUCGAAUGAGAAAGGUGUUAGCCGUGCAGUGAGCUUGGGAGGGACGGUACAGAGCUUGGGCACAAUUCACGGAUGUCAAAGUUCAAACAGCCGCUCAUGAUGAGGGAAUGCCUUGCAGAGCAGGUAUGAAGGGCCUGAACAGCACAAGGGUUGAGGUCCUAAGAAGUUAUCUAAUUUGAUCCGUUGUUAAUUUGAGUAACAGAGAUUCCAAUUGUUUUACUUUCGCAAUAAUCAUCAAAUAAUAAACAUGCCAAUAUUUUAUCUGCUA
Messenger RNA from Prunus mume (Japanese apricot), 1240 nucleotides. NCBI's taxonomy places the organism in Eukaryota, Viridiplantae, Streptophyta, Magnoliopsida, Rosales, Rosaceae. The record is from RefSeq and is a predicted model, not a curated record.